Molecule: messenger RNA, 303 nt
Organism: Angiostrongylus costaricensis
Lineage: Eukaryota; Metazoa; Nematoda; Chromadorea; Rhabditida; Metastrongylidae
Source: the annotation of a GenBank genome assembly
AUGAAUCAUCCGAUGACCAACAGCGACUUGUGCACACGUAGACGCUGGAGGUUCAAAAUCGCUCUGAACGGUCUUCAUCUGAGAAGAGCGGAAUUAGCUCGAGACUGUGUCCAGUUUAAUACCAAGGAUGCCAAGAUGUCGGAGUCUACGCUAACGUCUGAUGAGGUGCAAGCGUUUUCUAAUUUUGUGCCCCGGGUGCGUUCGACUUCUACAAUGUUUGUUAUGGAAGAAAAUUGGAUGGCUUCUCUCUACUUCUGUUCAGCAAACUCAGGGUGCUGUUUUAUUUCUUUAUUUACGUACUAG